UAAAUAUAGUGUGCAAAAUCAACACUGUCACAUAUGUAAACUAUGGGAUUCAACUCUUUCAAAUGUAGUAUCAUGGUAGUAAAUGUUUCAUUUUAAUGGAUGGAUUCAAAUUAGUUGUGUGUUUUAAGAAUGCCAUAAAGUUUGCAAAAUUUAUGGUAUCUUGCUUUUAAAUCCGUUAACAAGGUUGUUAAAAUACAAGCAUAUAUGCAUCCAUUUGAUAUAUCGUCGUGUUAAAAUGUUCAAAUCUUGAAAAUUUCUACUGAUAGUCAUGAAAAUAAGAAAUUGGAUUACAUUGCGUUAUGUUCAACGCUUUGUCCAGUGGAUAUGGUUACUUUACAGUAUCUCUAAACUUACAUUUCGUUCAUUACUCUAUAAUGAAUUUGCAGACAGAUAUUAUGUGGGGGAUACUCUUAUGGAACCAAUGUUAUGGUUUGUGGAUCAUUUUACAAAAAUUUUAGGACCUGUUUGUGUCACCGGUGUCAUACUGCUCUCAUCAUCCAUUAUUACUAUUGCGUAUGCAAUUGGCCUUCCAUUCUACAUGAAGCAGAACAUUUGUGUUUUAGUUCUUGCUUUAAUUAUUGGGCACUGGCUACUCAUAAACGUAGUAUUUUAUUAUUAUAUGGCUUAUACUACAGAACCAGGUUAUCCACCUCAGGGUGCGAUGAUCACUGAAGCUGUUUCAAUUUGUAAAAGAUGUAUUGCUCCUAAACCUCCUAGAACACAUCACUGUAUUGUAUGUAAUCGAUGCAUACUAAAAAUGGAUCAUCAUUGUCCAUGGUUGAAUAAUUGUGUUGGACAUUUCAAUCAUAGAUAUUUCUUCAUGUUCUGUAUCUAUUCAUGGGUUGGCAUUGUCUUUGUGAUAAUUUUUGGCAUUCCUAUAGCAUAUGAUCAUUUCUUUGGGAGUUCUGAGAAUAACAGCUUUUCACCAAUACUGAUAAACUUAGCUAAGGAUAUUGCUAAACAUGUAAUCUUUAAAACUCAUCUGUUACAGAAAGAUGAUGUUCAUUACCAGAAUGUUCCAUCAAACUCCACAAAUUUGACAAAUAAAUGGCCUGACACAUUAUAUCACUCCUGCAUUGUGUAUGCUGCUCUUAUAUGUGUUGCUGUUUUCUUCAUACUUGGAGGUCUGUUGGCAUGGCAUUCGCGUCUGAUAACCAAUGGUGAAACAAGUAUUGAGGGUCACAUUAAUAAAAAGGAAAGAGAGAGAUUCUUAAAAGAAGGUCAGAUAUACAAGAAUCCAUAUGAUUUUGGACCAACCAAAAACUGGAAGAUAUUUUUAUGCAUUGGAUAUCACAGGCCAUGGUGGUACCUUUUUUUACCAUUUGUUCAGGAGCCAUAUGGUGAUGGUAUACAAUGGAAUAUGAUAAGUAAUAUCCAGUGGAAUGAUAUAAGUACAAAAAAAGAUGCAUCUAAAACUUGUUCCAUUAAAAUGUCCUGAUGUGUAUUUUUGUUUACUUCUUUUUAUAUAAAUAUUUACAAAGCCAGUUUAGAAUUAAAUUCUGUUUAUGUGAUACAAAAUGUUCAUAUGUUUUAAAAUUAAUUAUCAAGCCCAAAUUAUCAUAUACUUCAUAUUAAUUGUUUUUAUGGAGACCACACAUCCUUUGUGUAGAUCUCUUCCUUAAAUUUAUGUAGAUAUCAAAAUUUUUUUAAAAAAUUACCCCUUCCAUUUAAAGACGUUUAUCCCAAGGUAGCAUUAAUGAAAAGAUUAACUAUUUAUUUAAAGAUUAUGUACUUUGUAUAUAAUGUAUUAUAAGUAUUCUGAAAAUACAUGCUCUGGUUUGUAAACUCAGAUGUUGUAUUAAUAAAAUUAAAUAAUUUUCAUUUUUAAA
Molecule: messenger RNA, 1829 nt
Organism: Stegodyphus dumicola
Lineage: Eukaryota; Metazoa; Arthropoda; Arachnida; Araneae; Eresidae
Product: palmitoyltransferase ZDHHC16
Molecular function (GO): palmitoyltransferase activity
Source: RefSeq, a predicted model, not a curated record